This is a messenger RNA of Rotaria sp. Silwood2, 1260 nucleotides long. Lineage: Eukaryota; Metazoa; Rotifera; Eurotatoria; Philodinida; Philodinidae. The record is from the annotation of a GenBank genome assembly.
AUGUUUUUACGUAAAAUUGAAGAAAAUUCUAACAUCGAUGGCGAGAAAAUUCAUAUUGAUUAUAAAAAUUUUAGACAGAAAAUAAUCAAUGAUUAUAAAAACGAACGUGUUAUUAAAAAUCCUUACUAUCAUAUUAUCAUUGGUAAUGAUUUAACUAUCAAUGAUUCAUUAUUAAAUAGUAAAUAUGAUGAAGCGAUGAAACAUUUUGAUCGAGCCAUAGAACUUGAUCCAAAUCAUUGUGCAGCUGCUUUUUUUGGACAAGGAUGGCUUUUAUUAAAAGGUAAAAAAAGAAUUGUAGUUUCGAAUAGACAAGAAUUAGGCUAUAAAGAUGCAGCUAUUGAAAAAUUUCGAAGAGCACUUAAAAUUUUAUGUGAAGACAAGGAUUCGUUAGAAACUAUACAAACACUUUUAUUCAAUCGAUAUUCAGAUGUGAAUACUCUUCUAUACAAACAAUUAAUGCAGAAAGCUAAUAUUUUAGCUGCUUAUGCUAAUCACAUAAAUGAUCUUAUAAGUGUUAUAAGAAAAUCACAAAGAUUACUUCAAAUAACCGAAAUAAUCGAUUAUUCAAAUCUAAGAGAAAAUAAUGACGUAUUAGAAGAAACAAUUUUAUAUGAAGAUAUUGAGAAAGAUAAUGGGAAAUUUUGUGAUGUACGUUUAAUAUCUUCUGAUAAUAUAAUUGAUUAUAAAAUUGCUCUUCUCGAGUGUCAGGAAAUUCUUAUUAUGAAAGAUCAAGCCGAAUUUAUAGUCAAUUUUAAAGGAAAAAAAGAAAAUAAAUUGAGUGAAUGGAGAAUAGACGACUCCAAACUGCAGAAAUGUCUCUCAUCUUUGUCUGAUGAUCAACAAAUUCUUGACCGAUAUAAUAACUCUGAAAUCUAUAAUCAAAUUUAUGAAAAAGUUACAUCGAAAAAUGGUUAUAUUCGAGGAAAUUUUUUAUUACCUCUUGGAAAUUUAUCGGAUCGAAGAAAAUAUGAAGUAACAUUUAAUGAUUUAACCGUUAGAAACGACAGUGGAAAUAUUGAUCAAGCUAUAAAAACUAUAACUGUAGCAGCAGCAGAAUCACAGAACACAUUCAACUCAAUCUUUUCACUAGAAAAAUAUACUUUAACGAAUGAUUAUCAACAUAUAAGAGUUAGUUUAUUAAAAAUUAGUUCUGAAAUAUUAGAGCAACUUCUCAAUCCUAAUAUUAAAAUUCAAAAUGCGACAAAAGAGGCAGUUUUGACACAAUUGAAAGAGAGAAGCUCAUUUUUUCAUCGUCAUUGA